AUGACCGCUAUUGCAUUCGACAAGUCCCAAUUUGCGUCUCUAAACGAGUAUGCAGACGCUCUCAAUGCGCAACUAAAGGGUAAAACGGCGCAGGAGAUCGUAAAUUGGACGUUUGAUACCUUCGGCGCGCGCACGUUGCUAAGCUCGAGCUUCGGCAUUCAAUCAGCUGUCAUGUUGCAUCUUGUACGCAGCGUGAGCAUGAGCAUUCCCGUCGUGUGGGUGGACACUGGUUACUUGCCUAAGGAGACGUAUCAGUUUGCUGCUCAUCUGACUAAGGUGCUGGAUCUGGACGUGCGCGUGUACCAAUCGCCUAUCUCGCCGGCGCGAAUGGAGGCGCUUUACGGUAAAUUGUACGAGCUCGAGUCGUAUGAGGCCUAUCGCCAGUAUGGCUUCAUGCGCAAGGUGGAGCCCAUGCAGCGUGCCUUGAAGGAACUUGACGCUGAGGCACUACUCGUAGGUGUUCGUGGUGAUCAAACCCAACACCGCCAGCACAUGCAGCUGGUGAACGUGUACGAAGGUCGUCUCAAAAUCUGCCCCAUCCUCAAUUGGGACAAGAAGGAGGUCGAGAAGUACAUGGCUGCCAAUCAGUUGGAGUAUCAUCCGCUGAAGGCUAAGGGCUAUGAGAGUGUGGGUGAUGAUCAUUCCAGUCGCCCUGUGACGGAAGCGGAUAAGGGCAAUGACCGUGCAGGAAGAUUUAAUAGCAAACAGCAGGAGUGUGGUCUGCACUUGGACAUGCACGACAUGAAGCUGGAAGACUUCGAGUUCAACGACCCGUUGGUACUCUCGGAGCGCGACCAGGAGCUUCUGGCGCUUACAAAGCGUGCGAAGAGGAUUACUGUAUUCACGAAGCCCACGUGUAAGUUCUGCCUAGCUGCCAAGGACAUCAUGCACGAGCGUGGAUGGGAAUUCGACGAGUUUAGUGUUCCCAGCGAAGUGUCCAUCCAGUCACUACAGCAGAUCGUCGGCCGGGCUGUCCAGACUGUUCCUCAAAUCUUUUUGGAUGGUAAAUAUAUCGGCGGCUACAUGGAAUUUGUGGCACACCUUGGUAUUUCGUCACGCUUUUCCUAA
Peronospora farinosa is the source of this 1068-nucleotide messenger RNA. The record is from the annotation of a GenBank genome assembly. NCBI's taxonomy places the organism in Eukaryota, Oomycota, Peronosporomycetes, Peronosporales, Peronosporaceae.